Rubroshorea leprosula is the source of this 1270-nucleotide messenger RNA. Lineage: Eukaryota; Viridiplantae; Streptophyta; Magnoliopsida; Malvales; Dipterocarpaceae. The record is from the annotation of a GenBank genome assembly.
CUUCACCGGAGCGGUCGUCGUUAAAAUCUACAAUGGAAUCCAAAAACGAAGACCAGAAGAACAAAAGCAAAUACAAGUACAAGAAAAAUUCCAAAACAGAUUCUAAUCCUCCAUUUCCUGCAGAAGAUGGCAACAACAACAACAACGGCAAUGGCGCCAAUAUCAUCGCGGCCCCUCGGUUCCGGAAGACAAGCGAGGAAAAACUUAAGAAGAAAAAUUCUGAGAGUUCUCUUCGCCAUUAUUAUCGCCUAGAAGAAGAAGAAGAGUGGAGAAAUAGGAAAGACAAGAUCACGACCGGAGAAAAUCCCAGCUAUGGUGAUAGCGGUGAAUUAUCGAAAAAGGAGCAAGAUUCGAGGAGUGAAAGUGGUCAGAUGCCGAAAAAAGACACUGGGGAGGAGUUGGGGUCCGAAUCGGAGGAGCGAUCAGGAAAUCCAAGUGGGGAUGGGUCCUUGUGGAGAGCCCAGAUACAUAUCUUAUCCAAAAAGCAAUGGAACGUGGAGGUUUCCAAGGAUUGGGGAGUUCCAAUGCUACGACAAGCAGAAACAUGGACUCACCCUUGGUCGUCGAUACUUGCUCAAGUGAAGGAGAAUGAAGGAGAAGAAGAGAGACAGCACCGAAGAUCAGUGUUGGGAUUUGAGAGUGAGAGAGCUAUGUUGAUGAAGGCAUUUUAUAACGAUUUUACAGGAGUGGUUCAAGUGGUCGACAACGACGAGAAAGUGAAAGAGCAGCGGCAAAGUCAAGAUGGACAGACGAAGAAGGCCUCAUCGCCGUCGGGGCAGAACAGUGCAGAGGCAUCAUCAAGACAAUCAAAGAGAAUUGGUAAAACGGAGGCCUGUGAAGUACCUACAAAAGGUAACCAGUUGCCAUCUGGUGGUGAUCGUGGAGCAGACAAAAGGCGAGCAAUCGAAGAUAGAAAGGCAAGAGUUGCUAUCAUUGUUGAGAUCACUCAGGUUCGAGUCACUGCCCUCCGAAUUCCGAUCGUAAGUCAAAAGAAAGAUGAUGAAUCGCUAUCUAGAGGUGUGGGGGAAGAGGAGAAGCAUAGUCUUUCAACUUUUGUUCAAUCACUAAAGAAGAAGGGCAGAACCCAAAUUCAUCCCUCAAAUACGGGUAGAAAUGUAUAACAUCAGAAUUUUAUUGGGUUCAUUUUUUUGAGGGUUUUGCCAAAGAAGAAGUCUUAAAGGGUUUGAGAAAAUGAACCCAAUGCAUAAAAAGCCCCAGCCCCUGACUCUUCUGCAUGGAUCAUUAGAAGUAAUAAUGCAGUUUGCUUGUA